CUCAAUUAUCCCUUCCCGUGAAGAUAGGUGGCGUGCGUUUCAGGGGGCUCCUCUGUGUUCCACGGCAAAGAAAAGGAGGUGGAAAGAAAAAAAUGUCAUUAGAAGAGGCGUAACACGUCAGUCCCUACCCAGGUUUGUUUCCUGGAGUGGGUGUAAGGCAUCAGUUGUAAACCUGCCCUAGCAGAAACAGCGGUCCCUCCCUCCUCCCAACUAUUUCUAAGGCUUUAUUUCUAAGGCUUUAUUAUCACCGGUGGAACAGGAUCCGCUCACCGACGCGCUCCCGUAUCAUCCCUGCUCCUCUCACAACAGGACCCUCUGACUUAUUCCCCAAAAGCAGAUCUCAGGCUGAAAUCAGGAGAGUCCAUGCGAGCUCCCAUCUGAUCCCCACUCACCACCGCACUUCACUUAUCAAUGAAGCACGAGAUGAUGGCGGAUGGCCCCAGGUGUAAGCGGCGAAAACAAGCCAACCCCAGACGAAAAAACGCACUGAACUAUGAGAACGUGGUGGAAACCGGCUCAGACUCGGAGGAGGACGACAAGCUUCCGGUAUCCGAGGAAGAUCCCCUGCUGAACGGCACUGGAAGCCCCGGCAGCUUGACCAAUCCGGAGGCGUCUCCACGGGUCGAGAGCCACGGCAUGUUGGGUAAAGAGGAGGACGAUGACGACAUGAGGGACAGCGGCGUGGAGCACAUCUGGCCCGACAACGACAUGCUCAGCGCGUCUGUAGAUGGCGCCGAUGAAAUGAAGGACGAUUUCGACGCUCUGGGGCCAGACGGCACAUUGCAGACAGUUGGAAACGGUACAGUGAACAGUAUGGAUUGCACUUCAGAAUUCGAGGACUUCUUCUCCAAAAGGAAGCUGGACGAAAGCGACGGUCACGUGGACAGUAUCGCCGAGUACCUCCAGAGAGGAGACACCGCCAUCAUCUACCCCGAAGCCCCAGAAGAGCUGUCCCGCCUGGGUACACCUGAGGCGGCUGGCCCAGAGGAGAAUGACCUGCCACCUGGAACGCCAGAUGCUUUCGCCCAACUGUUGACCUGCCCGUACUGCGACCGCGGCUACAAGCGCUUGACGUCGCUGAAGGAACACAUCAAGUACCGGCACGAGAAGAACGAGGAGAACUUCGCCUGUCCGCUAUGUAACUACACGUUUGCGUACCGCACUCAGCUGGAGCGGCAUAUGGCCACGCACAAGCCCGCCAGAGACCAGCACCAACUGUUAAACCAAGCAGCUGGCAACCGCAAGUUCAAAUGCACCGAGUGUGGCAAGGCGUUCAAAUACAAGCACCAUCUGAAAGAACACCUCCGGAUCCACAGCGGUGAAAAACCCUACGAAUGCCCCAACUGCAAGAAGCGCUUCUCCCACUCGGGCUCCUACAGCUCACACAUCAGCAGCAAAAAGUGCAUCGGCCUGAUCGCUGUGAACGGACGCAUGCGAGCCAACAUGAAGACUGGCUCCUCCCCCACGUCCGCCUCCUCCUCGCCAACUAACACCGCGAUCACCCAGCUCCGGCAAAAACUCGAAAACGGGAAACCUCUCGGCCUUCCAGAACCUAACAACCACCACAUGAGCAUCAAGACAGAACCACUAGACUUCAAUGACUACAAGCUCAUGAUGGCGUCGCACGGGUUCGGGGCGCCAGGACCUUUUAUGAACGGAGGCGUGGGUGGCAACAGUCCCAUGGGCGUCCACCACAACUCCACAGCCCAAAGCCCGCUGCAGCACCUGGGCAUGGCCGGGCUGGAUUCGCCCUUACUAGGCUACCACGGCCCGCUAGCUAACAACCUGAGUGAGGUACAGAAGGUGCUCCAGAUCGUGGACAAUACCGUUUGCCGGCAGAAGAUGGACUGCAAACCAGAGGAGCUAUCCAAACUCAAGGCCUACAUGAAGGAGCUGGGGUCUCAGAUGGAGGAGCAGCAGAAGCAGGCAGGCGGGCAGGUCGGGCUCCCCCUGGUCAGCCACAACGGAGCCACCAAAAGUAUUAUCGACUACACGCUAGAGAAAGUGAACGAAGCCAAAGCCUGCCUCCAGAGCCUCACCACGGACUCCAAGAGGCAGAUUAGCAAUAUCAAACGGGAGAAGUCCAACCACAUGCUCGACGGAGGUGUGGAUGACAAGGUGCAGGAGAACAUGUUUACACCGUAUGCUUGCCAAUACUGCAAAGAAACCUUCCCCGGGCCCAUCCCCUUACACCAGCACGAGCGCUACCUGUGUAAGAUGAAUGAGGAGAUCAAGGCCGUGCUGCAGCCCACGGAAAACCUGAUGGCCAACAAACCAGGCCUGUUCCUGGAGAAGAACAGCCACCUCUCCCCCUCCCUUCUGUCGGACAAGGGCCUCCCCGCGCCUCUUAAUCCUUACAGGGACCACAUGUCUGUGCUAAAGGCAUACUUCGCCAUGAACAUGGAGCCCAACUCAGAGGAGCUGCUUAAGAUUUCCAUAGCCGUGGGCCUUCCUCAGGAAUUUGUCAAAGAGUGGUUUGAGCAGCGGAAGAUGUACCAGUACGGCAGCACCAGGACGCCCCCGCUGGAGCACAGGAACAACUCAGACAUGGUAAUCGGAACAAAUAACCUCCACACUCCUCCUAAAGACUCUAUGGUGCCCCAGUCACCUGUGUCUCUCAUGAAAGCUACUGAGCGCAUCACGUCCCCCUCCAUCGCCGAGCUCCACAACAACGUCAACAACUGUGACAACCCUCUGAGACAUCUGAAAAACCACCAGUUCAGCGGCAGUGCCAAAGCCCGCGGAGACAAGCUGGACCACUCCCGCAGUAACACGCCCUCCCCCCUCAAUCUGUCCUCCACCUCCUCCAAGCACUCACACAGCAGCUCCUACACUCCCAACAGCUUGACUUCAGAGGACCUGCAGGCCGAGCCGCUGGACCUGUCUCUGCCCCGCCUCAUGAGGGAGCCCAAGCAUGCACUGACUGUCAAAAGCAGACCCAAAAUCAACAGUAUCACCAUGGACCACAGCAGCAUCCCCUCGCCCAGAGAGCACUUCGAAGAGCCUUUGAACUUGGCCUAUCUCAAAAAGGAAUUCUCCGCCGCCAACAACGGAAACUUAGAGAAAAGCACUAGCCCUAUUUUUGGCAUUAACCCUUUUGCAGCCAAGCCCCUGUACACGUCCCUCCCCCCUCAGAGCGCGUUCCCUCCGGCCACAUUCAUGCCCCCCAUGCAAGCUAGCAUCCCAGGGCUGAGGCCAUACCCAGGCAUUGAUCAGAUGGGCUUCCUACCACACAUGGCCUACACUUAUGCAGCGGGGGCAGCUACGUUUGCCGAGAUGCAGCAGAGAAGGAAGUACCAGCGGAAACCCGGGUUCCAGGGGGACCUGCUGGACGCCACGCCCGAUUACUUGUCCGGCCUGGAUGACAUGACAGACCCCGACUCCUGUCUGUCGCGGAAGAAGAUUAAGAAGACUGAAAGUGGUAUGUACGCGUGUGACUUGUGCGACAAAACAUUCCAGAAGAGCAGUUCCCUUCUCAGACACAAAUAUGAACACACAGGGAAGCGACCCCACCAAUGUCAGAUCUGCAAGAAGGCCUUCAAACACAAGCACCAUCUAAUCGAGCACUCGCGUCUUCAUUCUGGGGAAAAACCGUACCAGUGCGACAAAUGCGGCAAACGGUUUUCGCACUCCGGUUCGUAUUCCCAGCACAUGAACCACCGCUAUUCCUACUGCAAACGGGAAGCGGAGGAACGCGAGGCGGCUGAGAGGGAAGCGAGGGAGAAGGGCGGUCACCUGGAGCCCACCGAGCUGCUCAUGAGUCGGGCUUACCUGCAAGGCCUGGCCCCGCAAGGUUACCCGGAGCUGGGCGAACGCGAGCCGAUCCUGAGGCACGAGGCGGCCGUGGCGACGAUGAACGGAGGGGGCGGGGCCAUAAGGGAGGAACGCAAGGAAGUGGAAGGAACGUACGGGAAGAUGGGUAAUAGUGGAGGAGGAGGAGGAGGAGGUGGAGCGAGGGAGGAGGAGUUCGAGGAAGAGGAGGAGGAGAGCAAAAGCAUGGACACGGACCCGGAGACGCUGAGGGACGAAGAGGACGAGAGCUCGCUGGACGGCAAAACGGAAACCAAAUCACCGGAGCAUGAGGACAACGCGGAGGACGCCAUUUGAAAAGCUCAUUCUUAAUUUUUUUCUUAAAGGUCCUAUAUUACACAAAAUGGAUUCUUGUGAGCUUUAAGCCGUGUUGGAAUGUUUACCUCCGCAAAAACAUACCUCGAGUUUCGCCCAAACGCUGAAAAAUCCUGGUUUAUUAGCGUUUCUACAUCUUUAAAAAACACUUCCUGUAUCACUACAUGACAUCACGAGGUGGAACAGAGUGUUUUCAGCUUGAGCGAAGAACUCAAUCUAAAUAUUCAGUGCGCUAAACACGUGCGAAUCCAUCAAACAGCAACUCCAGGUGUGUUUUUAACGAGGAAACAACAUUGUAACAUAGAUCAGAAAAUAGCGUAAUAUGGGCCCUUUAAAGCUUCCCAUGUUUUUUGGUUUUUUUUAUUAUUUUUGUUUCGUUUUUAUUUCGGGUUCAGUUUAAAACGUUUUAAUGUUUUAAGCUGUACGUGCACGUGCCUGAAGCUCCUCGGAGGGUGGCCGAAACUCCAAUCAAUUCAGACGAAGAGGAAGAGACGGAGAAAGAGGAGGAGGAAGAAGAAGAAGAGGAGGAGGAGGGGCAUGGUUUUGUCAAAUAAGCUGCGAUAUGCAAAAUGAACAAUGAAAUAAAGAAAUACAAAAAAUGUACAGUACUAAGGCCUACAAAUACGUGUGGUGCUAACCUCCUCCAGAGCCCCCCAAGUGUUCCAUAGUAUUUAUAGCACAACUAGUGACUUGUACAAAUUGCACUCUGCUUAUAAUCAUGAACAAAAAUAAUAAAAAGUAUUGCCUAUUGUAUAUAUUUAUACAGUGUUGGAAAAAAAAGCAGUUCUCCGCACCACAUGUUCCCCCCUUUGUUAUUCCGGUGUCGUCUUUUUAGUUUCCAGCCAAAAAGAAAAACAAAAAAAUACUGCAGCAGCCACACUGUUUUAAGGCCUCCAAAAUGGAACUCCAAAUGGACUUUAUGAAGGAAGCGCGUUGAAGUUCGGAACGACGUGAAGGGAAGGAAUGGGGGAAGUGACGGACUAAGCCUUUUAAGGUGUUUGACAAAGCCUUAUAUGCAAAUCUUUUUAACCUGUGUGCCACCCUGGUGUUGUUGUUGGACGAUUUCGUGUUCACCAGCGCAGUGUUCUGAAAUGGUCACGUUGUUGUCAGUAUUCUGAUAGGCAGCAGUCCUUUAGUUUACAUUCUGUUGUGCAAUGUUUUUACUCACUUAAACUUUCUUUGUCAGUAUUACGCCAAACCGUUUUUGUUUUUUUUUUCUUAUUUUGAAAAACAACAAAUUGCAUUCAUUUUGUUUGUAGGUUCAAACGUUAUUUAUGUGGCCCAUUUUAUAUUUCCUAAUUUUAUUUAUUUCAUACUGUUGUGUACAGUACUAUAGUUCUUCAAUAUAUAGAUAUAUUUUAGUAAAAAGGAACAUGGUGUCGAUCAUAGGGGCAAAUUUAAAGAGAGCAUUUAUUGUGUUUUGAAACAUUGUGAAAUGCGAAGUUUAACCUUAUUUUAUUUUAUUUCCUUUAUUUUCCAAUUCCAAAUUUGGGAACUUUUAUACAAUUGUGAAAACACUGUAUUUUCGACUGAAAAAUUCCACUUUCUUCAUCUUUGUUUUUUUAAGCUAAAAAAUGAAGAGGGACUGUUAAAUACUAUGUAUGAUAUCAUGAAGAAGAAUCUUUCCUGAAAUGUCUUUGUAAAAGUAUUAUUGAAUUCUUAAUUUGUAAUUUCUUGAAAAUGACCCUGCUCGAAUAAAGGUAGCCAAAUUACAGAGUA
Messenger RNA from Periophthalmus magnuspinnatus, 5844 nucleotides. RefSeq names its product zinc finger E-box binding homeobox 2b (gene zeb2b). Gene Ontology annotation, biological process: anatomical structure development; regulation of transcription by RNA polymerase II. NCBI's taxonomy places the organism in Eukaryota, Metazoa, Chordata, Actinopteri, Gobiiformes, Gobiidae. Bases 412 to 4107 code for a protein of 1231 amino acids. The transcript is spliced from 10 exons. The record is from RefSeq and is a predicted model, not a curated record. Gene Ontology annotation, molecular function: DNA-binding transcription factor activity, RNA polymerase II-specific; RNA polymerase II cis-regulatory region sequence-specific DNA binding.